GAAUCUAAAAUGAUUCGCACUGCAGUACGCAGCCUGACUUCCUUCGUGGUUCAUCUCGAAUCUGCGAGUUACGAAUUCAGACGAUUCGUAAUGCAAAAAUUACAAAAGUGAGACAAGCCUUUGUUGCCAUUAUUGUUACGUUAUACUGGUUGGUUGGGUAGAUAGUGAUAGUGUUAAAAUUAGUAAGUGUGCCGUGUGCAAGGAAGACAAAUGCUGCGUCUCGGUCCGUUACCUCGCAUGCAGUUGUCAUGUUUUGUCAUCCUGAUCUGUUUUAGUUUUAAAUUGACGGUGCGGGCGAAUGGACCGUACGAAUGUAGCCAAGGUGGACACGGUGCCCACGAUUUGAUAGAAAACGGGGUCAUGAAUCCCAAAUAUCAGUGGUACAAGAGGGGCAAGAAAACCUAUAUUCCUGUUGUAAUGGACCAUUCUUAUUCGUACAACGAGCACAGCACGAUUAUCGGCGGUUUGCAAGAAAUCUCUGAAAAAACUUGCGUCGAAUUUGACAUUUAUGACAAUGAAGCCGAGGUUGAGGAGAAAGACUUUGUGUACAUUAAUAAGAACACAAAAAGAGGUUGCUAUUCGUACAUUGGGAGGAUCGGGGGAAAACAGGAGAUCGGUUUACCCGUGGGUUGCAUUAGCCAUAGGACAGCCAUGCAUGAAAUGCUUCACGCUCUUGGAUUCAGGCACGAACACGUUCGAUACGAUCGGGACGAUUACAUUUACGUUUACUGGGAGAAUAUUGUCCGAGGCAGGGAAUCGAAUUUCAAAAAGCGGAGUCCAUCCGACCUCGUCUCCGGCCCGUAUGACUACGCCAGUAUUAUGCACUAUGAGAGGAAGGCUUUCUCCAAAAACGGACAGGAAACCAUCCGACCCUUGAAACCCGGAGCCACAAUUGGCGUUCGACAAGUUAUGAGUUACUGGGACGCGCAGAAAGUGAACGUCGUCUACAAGUGUGGAGGAAGUUAUAGCAAUUCAGAUUUGCUAGAGUACAGUCCAGAACUGAUCCACUACAACGAAAAUCACGAUCGGAACGAGUCUUCCUUGCCAAUUGCGGAAUAUGACGAUUUUAACCGGGAACCACCAGUACGAAGGGAUGCCCGGGCAGGAAGAGGUCACAACGGAGACCACAACAACCAUGAGGAUCACGACCACCACCACGAUGACGAUAACCACCACGUAUUCGGACCACCCCCACCACCACCUCCAGCCAGAAAUUCUUUUCGACACCCUCCACGUCGUCAGCAGGACGAUGAUCGGAAUGACGGGCCAGAGGAGAAUAAUGAAAACGGUGUAGACGAGUCUUUUGCAGAUGACCAUUACGACAAUAAUGACCCCCAUAAUCGUAUCCAUUACCAUAAUAACCAGCAGCAGCAGGAGGAGCAUCAAAGACCUCGAGAAAACCGGGAGCACUUCCACCAUCGAGACCCUGGGGACGAUUUUCUAACUUAUCUACAGUCAGACAGUGGGGAUGGCCGGUCUACCAGUUCCCCCACCACGAAUAACAAUAACGUAAAUGUAAACGGGAAUGCGGAACCUUUUUAUGAUGACUUUUACGAUUUUUAAUACACACACGAGAUGCAAAGGAGUGUUAAUAAAUUAAUUCUACUAAUUGACCAAAACAA
Folsomia candida is the source of this 1622-nucleotide messenger RNA. RefSeq names its product astacin-like metalloendopeptidase. Gene Ontology annotation, biological process: proteolysis. Gene Ontology annotation, molecular function: metalloendopeptidase activity; zinc ion binding. The coding region runs from base 211 to 1563 and encodes 450 amino acids. The record is from RefSeq and is a predicted model, not a curated record. Lineage: Eukaryota; Metazoa; Arthropoda; Collembola; Entomobryomorpha; Isotomidae. The transcript has 10 exons.